Molecule: messenger RNA, 736 nt
Organism: Onychostoma macrolepis
Lineage: Eukaryota; Metazoa; Chordata; Actinopteri; Cypriniformes; Cyprinidae
Gene: crcp
Product: calcitonin gene-related peptide-receptor component protein
Exons: 6
Coding region: 105-539 (144 amino acids)
Biological process (GO): transcription initiation at RNA polymerase III promoter
Cellular component (GO): RNA polymerase III complex
Molecular function (GO): nucleotide binding
Source: RefSeq, a predicted model, not a curated record
CCUACAAACAAAUUUGAACACGACAACUGGGUGGGAACGUUUAACAGCAAGCUUCGUUUUCUUACCGGAUCGUUGUUGGUUGUCGAACCAGCAAAGCAAGCGGGAUGGAAGUAAGGGACGCCAAUGCUGCUAUGCUAAGCAAUUAUGAGGUCUAUCAGUUGCUGACAGACCUGAAAGAAAAAAGAAAGGAGAUGGUUAAAAAUAAGCACAGCACCGGGCAGCAGAAUCUCAACACCAUCAUGUAUGAGACCCUGAAGUACCUCUCCAAGACGCCGUGUGCUCAUCAGAAUCCAGACACUGUGAAAGAGUUCCUCACAUCUAUGCUGCCUCACAAGCUCACUAAAGCUGAGAAGUUGCAACUCCUUAACCACAGACCUCAGACUGCUGUCGAAAUCCAGCUGAUGGUAGAGGAGAGUGAAGAAAGACUGACAGAAGAACAGAUCGAUGAACUUAUACAGAAAGUCACAGACGUCCUGCCUGGUGACCCUCAGAAAGAAGGCAAUGCAUCUGCUGACCCUGAGAUGGAGACAGACCAGUAGCAUCACCCCUGGACACUCAAUUAUAUAUAUUGUGUGUUUUCCUUUUCAAACACACAAACUUUCUUCAGACUUGUUGACAGUGCUAGUGCUAAUAUCUGCUAAUAUAAAGUGAUGUCUAAGAAAAGUGUUAAAACAUGUAUUUAUUUUUCCUGGUGUAUAUAUUGCACAAUCAUACGAUAAAGAAAUACCAUAUAUGA